AUGGGGUCAGAUGUGUUUGAGCUGAUUGGCAAUACCGCCCUUUACGAGGUGCUCGGUGUCCCGAGGACCGCAACAGACGCAGAAAUCCGCCGUGCGUACUACAAGCUUGCGGUUGUAUACCACCCCGAUAAGAAUCCUGAGGGUGUAGAGGUCUUCAAGGAGGUCAGCUUCGCGCACAGCAUACUUUCCGAUCCCACGCAGCGUGAAAUGUAUGAUAACCAGCGCCUUCGCACCCACAUUGAGGGACAGGCGCGGAAAUAUGAUCCGAUGAUGGAUCCCAAUGUCGAGCUGUCAGCGGAGGAGCUCCGCCUGUUUGUGGAGCGGAAGCGCAAGGAGGAUGAAGAGAAGAUGAGGAACCGGAGUGAAUUCGAGAAACAGCGUGAGGAGGAGAUGCGCCGCCGAGCUGAGUAUGACGCUCAAAAUCCUGACUUUAAGGCCGAGUACGAGCGAAUGCGUGCUCGUGCAAAGGAAGAGGGGUCUCAGCGUGCGUCUGCUGCGUCAGCCAUGCGCCAUUUAACCACUGCAGAGUUGAUGCAACGCCUAGAAAUGAAGCAGCAGGAGGCAACGAAUUCUGGUAUUGGCCGCGUGAGGAGCGGGGACCCCGGCAAGAGCGGAGCAAAUCCCAGUUCGGGUUUGUCAUCAAUAAAACGAAGCAUGUUGAACGAUUUCCGUACACGCCACGACAGCGCCCCACCGACUGCGGAGAGCAUGCAGUUGAGAGCACAGCCCCCCGCUCAGAGUAGUCGACUGGACUUUGUAGGGAAGCAGAAUGAAAAAUCGUAUACAUGUGAGAUGGAGAAACUCAUUGGGAAGUAUUCGAACUUUAACUAUAGAGACUUUGUUGAGAAGGGGAUCGUCGAUGGCGAUGGUGUUAUGGAAGCUGCCAUCUUAGCCGACGCCCUGGGAAACUAUGACCGAAGUAGAUAG
This is a messenger RNA of Trypanosoma brucei brucei TREU927, 927 nucleotides long. RefSeq names its product chaperone protein DnaJ. The coding region runs from base 1 to 927 and encodes 308 amino acids. The record is from RefSeq and is a predicted model, not a curated record. Gene Ontology annotation, molecular function: misfolded protein binding; protein-folding chaperone binding. The transcript has a single exon. Lineage: Eukaryota; Euglenozoa; Kinetoplastea; Trypanosomatida; Trypanosomatidae. Gene Ontology annotation, cellular component: endoplasmic reticulum.